AUGGUUCUCUUCGUUCCUCUUGGUCUUAUUUUAGUUAUUGGUCGUCUCUUGGAGCUUCUUGAUCCUAUUGUAGUGCUUCCUCGUCCUCUUAUAGCGCCUCUUGAUCCUCACUUAGUGCCCCUUGAUCCUCUUAUAGCGCCUCUUGAUCCUCACUUAGUGCCCCUUGAUCCUCUUAUAGCGCCUCUUGAUCCUCACUUAGUGCCCCUUGAUCCUCUUAUAGCGCCUCUUGAUCCUCACUUAGUGCCUCUUGAUCCUCACUUAGUGCCUCUUGAUCCUCACUUAGUGCCUCUUGAUCCUCACUUAGUGCCUCUUGAUCCUCUCUUAGUGCCUCUUGAUCCUCUUAUGCCUCUUGUGCCUCUUGAUCCUCUCUUAGUGCCUCUUGAUCCUCUCUUAGUGCCUCUUGAUCCUCAAUUAGUGCCUCUUGAUCCUCACUUAGUGCCUCUUGAUCCUCAAUUAGUGCCUCUUGAUCCUCUCUUAGUGCCUCUUGAUCCUCUCUUAGUGCCUCUUGAUCCUCUCUUAGUGCCUCUUGAUCCUCACUUAGUGCCUCUUGAUCCUAUCUUAGUGCCUCUUGAUCCUAUCUUAGUGCCUCUUGAUCCUCACUUAGUGCCUCUUGAUCCUCAAUUAGUGCCUCUUGAUCCUCUCUUAGUGCCUCUUGGUCCUCACUUAGUGCCUCUUGAUCCUCACUUAGUGCCUCUUGAUCCUCACUUAGUGCCUCUUGAUCCUCACUUAGUGCCUCUUGAUCCUCACUUAGUGCCUCUUGAUCCUCUCUUAGUGCCUCUUGAUCCUCAAUUAGUGCCUCUUGAUCCUCAAUUAGUGCCUCUUGAUCCUCAAUUAGUGCCUCUUGAUCCUCACUUAGUGCCUCUUGAUCCUCACUUAGUGCCUCUUGAUCCUCUCUUAGUGCCUCUUGAUCCUCUCUUAGUGCCUCUUGAUCCUCAGUGUCUCUUGAUGCUCUCUUAG
Molecule: messenger RNA, 957 nt
Organism: Procambarus clarkii (red swamp crayfish)
Lineage: Eukaryota; Metazoa; Arthropoda; Malacostraca; Decapoda; Cambaridae
Source: RefSeq, a predicted model, not a curated record